Molecule: messenger RNA, 2246 nt
Organism: Leptidea sinapis
Lineage: Eukaryota; Metazoa; Arthropoda; Insecta; Lepidoptera; Pieridae
Product: transcriptional repressor scratch 2-like
Exons: 2
Coding region: 113-1345 (410 amino acids)
Source: RefSeq, a predicted model, not a curated record
GAACGCCCACAAAGCCGCUCGUCCGGGGCGCCGCUCUUUCUCUUUCUCUCUUUUUCUCUGUUCGUCUGUUUCUCGCUGAUGCGGUCGCGCUGAGGCCGAUGCGGGCGCCGCCAUGCCGCGCUGCCUCAUGGCUAAGAAGUGGAAGGUGGCUCCGGCGGGGGAGCUGCUUGACGACUCCGAUGAGGAGAUCGACGUGGUCGGCGAGGGGCGCGGCCGCAGCCCCGCGCCCGCUGCCACCGCCCCUGGGCCCUCGCCCCGCGAUCCAGAACCGACGCUUCUCUACAACGGUUACACCGAGGAGCAGCCUUCCACUCAGUUCACCGCUCAGCUUCCGACCGAGGUGAGUCCGGUUCCUCCGGGCCCCUCCCAGCCGGCACCUCAGCCUGUCUCCUACGCUCUUCUGCAACUUUCCAACUCUGAUUCGACUGAAACGCCCUUUCUACAAGUACAAAUCCAAUCUUCGCCUAUCUCCCCUCCUUUGCCACCGGCGAGCGGCAAGUCUAACUCAAUGUGUUACACGAGUAGUGGAACUCUCCUCUCUCUACCACCAAAGAAGAAGGACAUAUAUCGUCCAUAUUGUUUAGGAGAUCGCGAUUAUCUUCAGCGACCGGAAGAGGAUCUCAAUGCAGCCCACGCGAUACUAGAUCUGAGCCAACACGCUGUUUACCUUACCACACCGCCGAGAGCUGAGCCAUCACCUGUUGAGCCACCGCCCCCCGCACCUCCCGAGCCCCCGCAAGAGCAAUCCACCGACCGGGCUCGGGAAACUGUAGCUUAUACAUACGACGCUUUCUUUGUCAGCGACGGGCGAUCUAAGCGAAGGAAUUACGCAAACGCACCAGUAGAAUGUGCACAACAACCUGAACACAAGUCGAAGUAUACCUGCAGCGAAUGUGGAAAGCGCUAUGCCACAUCCUCGAACCUUUCCCGACACAAACAAACUCACCGCAGUCUGGAUUCGAUGGCAGCGAAGCGUUGCGGAGAAUGCGGUAAGGCAUACGUGUCCAUGCCCGCCCUCGCUAUGCACGUGCUCACUCACCAGCUGUCGCAUGUGUGCGGUGUAUGCGGAAAGCUGUUCUCCCGUCCGUGGCUGCUGCAAGGACAUCUCCGCUCCCACACUGGAGAGAAACCCUACGGAUGUGCGCAUUGCGGCAAGGCAUUCGCAGAUCGCUCCAACUUACGUGCGCACAUGCAGACUCAUUCUUCAGAUAAGAACUUCGAGUGUUCAAGAUGUCACAAAACAUUUGCUCUGAAAAGCUACCUCAAUAAGCAUCAAGAGUCAGCCUGUGUACGAGAGGACGACCCGUCUUCGCCCGCUCCCACAUCCGCGUCCGAAUCAGGCUAGGUUACCAGCGCUUUAUAUAUGUAUGUAAUUAGGGACCGUUGGGUUAACUGACUAACUUAAAGUAUUACUAUGAAUUUAGUUGUUUAGAGUAAUAUAAAUUUACAAAUUAAUAAUAGUACAUAGGAGGCGACUGGCGGCCGGGUGGCGUUCGAACGCGUCAGCCGGCCUGCGGUGCCGCAAUCGAGCAACGUUUCGCAAACAACGAAUACUGUAAUCCCCUAGGAAGGCGUAUCUGCCUUUGGUCGCGCGGAUUAGACCGGCGGCCGCGUCCUCUUAAACAUGUACAUAUUAACAGUAAAUAUACCCUUAUAUAUAUAGAAGUAACGAAAUACGAAUGAAAUUAAUAUCUUUUGUAGGAAAUUUUUACAAGCGCAACGUAGGUUAGAGAUUAUCAGCGUGUAAGUAUAUUUGAGGUGCGAGGGUCGAGGAGUUAUAGUUCAGUGAAGGCGGUGGAGCGCAUAUGUCGGGAUGCGCCGCAUCCGUCUCGGUGGGGACUUGCCGAAACUUUCCGUCCGAAGCUCCGCACGGGGACCGCUCCGCUCGCCGCUCACCGCUCCGCUAGUCGCUCGUCACUCGCCCCUCGCCGGCCGUCGCCGCCGCCUCGCUCCUACCAGUGCCUUAGCGGCGACUAAGCGCCGCACCCGUCCCGCUACCGCUAAGCACUCGCCAAAGUCUUCCAAACACAUUUACUAAUUCACAGUGAAGCUAGGCCCUGUCACUACGAGUUUUCGUCAGUGUUUAUUCAUUGCUAGGCAUUUUAGCAUCAGUUUAGCUUCAUUUCUCCUGCGCUUUACUUGACGAACAAAACCAUAAAAUUUGGGUAAAUGAAUGGUCGGGUUACACAAUAUACCGAAAUAUAAGAUUAAAGAAGUUAUCCUUUUGUCUACAAAGUUAAUGAUAC